AAAACAAGGCAUGUCUCGUAGUGAGAAGGAAUUCCACCAAUCCAAGAUUCCCACAAAUCAAUUCAUGUCCUAAGACUGUCCUAUAAGUGCAUCAUUCCCCUCCUCAAUCUAAAACGCCAACGGCUUCAAAGCAAAUUAAACACACCUUCCAUUUUCUUCUUCCAGCUACUCUCUACUCUAUCUUUCUCCAAUUAAUUCCAUAAUCCGAGAAGAUUCCACUUUCAUGGCUUUCACCUUCUCGCCUUCAAUCAGAAACUCCAUUUCAUGGCCAACUAUGCUUGUUCCUGACAUGCCUGAUAUCAAUAUCUCACUUCGAAAUAAAGGCAUCUACAAAGGGAAACGCAAUAUUAAUCUGCGAGACUUGACCAAGGCAAAUGUUGCAAGUCCAUCAUUACCUUUGAUUGCCCCACCAACACCCGAGGAACGCCCAGGAAUCACCCAUGACUGCCACCACCACCACCAUGUUGCAUGGACUAGUAUCCCGCAAGAGAGAUGGGAAGGAGAGUUACAAGUUCAAGGGCAAAUACCAUUAUGGCUGGAAGGAACGUACCUAAGGAAUGGUCCGGGCAUGUGGCACAUAGGGGACUACAACUUCCGGCACCUCUUCGACGGUUACGCCACCCUGGUGAGGCUCGGUUUCCGGAACGGCCGGCUAGUCGCGGGGCACCGGCAAAUCGAGUCGGAGGCGUACCGGGCGGCGAAGAAGAACAAGAAGAUAUGUUACAGGGAGUUCUCCGAGGUGCCUAAGGCUGCGAAUUUCCUGGCCUACGUGGGGGAGCUGGCGAGCCUGUUCUCUGGCGCUUCCCUGACCGACAACGCGAACACCGGCGUGGUGAAACUCGGCGACGGCAGGGUGGUGUGCCUUACGGAGACUCAGAAAGGGUCCAUAGUGAUAGACCCUGAGACGUUGGAGACAGUGGGGAAGUUUGAGUACAGUGACUCGUUGGGGGGUCUUAUUCACUCCGCACAUCCCAUUGUGACGGAUGAAGAGUUUUUGACGUUGUUGCCUGAUUUGGUGAGAGCAGGGUACCUUGUUGUUAGGAUGGAGCCUGGUACCAAUGAGAGGAGGGUCAUUGGAAGGGUCAAUUGUAGGGGUGGGCCUGCACCUGGUUGGGUUCAUUCUUUUCCUGUUACUCAACAUUAUGUUGUUGUGCCUGAAAUGCCGUUGAGGUACUGUGCUCAGAAUUUGCUCAAAGCUGAACCUACUCCUUUGUACAAGUUUGAGUGGCACCCUGAAUCCAGAGCUUUUAUGCAUGUAAUGUGCAAGACUAGUGGGAAAAUUGUGGCAAGUGUGGAAGUGCCUCUGUUUGUUACUUUCCAUUUCAUAAAUGCGUACGAGGAGCAAGAUGAAGAUGGGAGGGUGACGGCCAUUAUUGCUGACUGUUGUGAGCACAAUUCAGAUACUACCAUUCUUGAUAGGCUUAGGUUGCAGAACCUUCGUUCGUUUAAUGGUGAAGAUGUUCUACCUGAUGCUAGGGUUGGGCGGUUUAGAAUACCACUGGAUGGAAGUCCAUAUGGAACAUUAGAUGCAGCAUUGGAGCCGAAUGAACAUGGGAGAGGCAUGGACAUGUGCAGCAUAAACCCUAAUUAUUUAGGGAAGAAAUACAGAUAUGCAUAUGCUUGCGGAGCACAAAGACCUUGUAACUUUCCCAACACCCUCACCAAGCUUGAUUUUGAAUUAAAGAAGGCUAAGAACUGGCAUGAAGAAGGUGCAGUGCCCUCAGAACCCUUCUUUGUGGCACGACCAGGAGCAACAGAGGAAGAUGAUGGCGUAGUCAUCUCCAUUGUCAGUGAGAAAAAUGGAGAAGGAUUUGCGUUGGUGUUAGAUGGUUCCACUUUUGAAGAGAUUGCUAGGGCCAAAUUCCCCUAUGGACUUCCAUAUGGGUUGCAUGGAUGCUGGGUUCCAAAAGAGUAACGUACUCUAUCAAUGAAGAUUGUGUUGUCAUACGAAAUCUGCUUAGAGAAACGACGCAACACUGCUUCGAAGCACUACACCUAUACAAUAAACUCUAUUUUUUUUCUUUAUUCUAGUGCAAUAUACUUAUUAUGCAACUAUACUAAGGAUUCAAGAGAUAGUGAUACAUGAUGUAUGUAUUGUAUGUGUAUGAUAAAGUAGCAAUUAUAAAUGGAAUUCGUCGUCUUACCCUCCGCA
Messenger RNA from Glycine soja, 2152 nucleotides. RefSeq names its product carotenoid cleavage dioxygenase 8 homolog B, chloroplastic-like. Gene Ontology annotation, molecular function: carotenoid dioxygenase activity. Gene Ontology annotation, biological process: carotene catabolic process. The record is from RefSeq and is a predicted model, not a curated record. Gene Ontology annotation, cellular component: chloroplast. NCBI's taxonomy places the organism in Eukaryota, Viridiplantae, Streptophyta, Magnoliopsida, Fabales, Fabaceae. The transcript is spliced from 6 exons. The coding region runs from base 224 to 1915 and encodes 563 amino acids.